AUGACCUCUCUUACCGGCUCUCCUGGUAAGAGCAGAAACCCGUUCAUCGAACGAUAUAUGGCGAACCUGGGAGAAAGUUCUGGACAAGACUCUGGCCUUCCUCAGGUCAAUAAUGAUAAGGAAAACAUACCUCGUAAGACAUUGAAAAAUUCAGGACAGGUGGAGGUAAGGCCUUUACCAAGUCCUCUGAAAGAAAUCACAGGGACAAAUCAAAACAUUCGUUCACCAUUGCAAUGGACCAAAAAGAAAGAAUCACCACCAAUGGUCAAGUCGUCAGUUCGCAAUGAAGAUACGUUCGACGUCACGAAGCUCUCCCCGAAGGAUACCAAAUACUAUGAGUUUCUGUGCCGAGUCAGAGAGGCUAAAGAAUGGAUAUCGGAAGUCAUAGGAGAAGAGCUACCCUCGGAAGUGGAAUUGAUAAGCGGGAAUAGUUUGCGAGAUGGGGUUUAUCUGGCCAAAAUUACGCAAACAAUCAAUCCCAAGCUUGUGAAAAAAAUCGUUCCGGCUGGAACAUCGCUCCAGUACACUCAUACGCAGAAUAUCAAUGCGUUCUUCCAUCUGGUCGAAGAAGUAGGCGUUCCUGAUCUGUUCAGGUUCGAACUUACAGAUCUUUAUGACAAAAAGAAUAUACCAAAGGUAUUCGAGACGCUACAUGCUCUUAUUAACAUCAUAAACAGCAAGUGGCCUGGGAAGGUGCCCGAAAUUCAGAACUUGAGCGGCAGAGCCACUUUCCCGGAAAAUGACAUUAAGGUAUGUCAACGCAAAAUACCUGCCAUUCACAAUUUCCGAUCAUUCAAGGUUCCAAGCUCGGGCAACCCUCAGCAUGGCAAUGAUGAGAAGGAUUCACUGCAGGGCUCUGCACAAAGCUCUCCCAAAAGAUACCAAAGCCCCGUCAAAGAAGCUCAAGACAUCAAUAAACACUCUCCACAAACUCCUUUAACGCGCACCCCGCCUCCACGGGCCUCGCUCGAUAUCGGAAAUGCCGAGAGCUCGAACGGGACAGAUAAACUUUCUUCUGCUAAUAUUUUGACGGGAAACACCCCUUUGCUGAGCUUUGAUUCGGACAUCAGCCCAUCCAAGUCACUCUCAUAUUACUCACCCCGGAUUUACCGUCACUUGUCGUACCGUUCGCCCGCCAACAGAUCCCCUUCUUUCAGGUUUGCAGAAGAUCCCUACGAUCUUGACCGGUAUGGGAUCCACCGUUACAACAAACAAGAGUAUUCUCCUGUGAGAAGGCAGCGAAUGACAGAAAUCCAAUUCUUGGAUUCGGUUUCGAGUUUACAGGCCAUAUGCAGGGGUGUGAACACAAGAUUUGGAAUAGCGCUAACGCAAAGAAAAGUGGAUAUUGUCGUCGAAAAGGUGAGGUUGCUUCAAGCGCAAGCAAGAGGACGCAUGGCUAGAAGAGGACCGGCAGCUAAAAGCUACUUCAUGUCUACAAACAUUGACGAAUCUCCAUUGCGUGCUUUACAGUCGUAUUCUAAGGCUCGCUUGGUCCGCGAGAAAAUCUUUAAACUUCGAGUGCGCCUCUUUUCUGUCGAAGACGAUAUAAGCAUUUUACAAAGCUUGUGCCGCGCCAAAGUUGUAAGAUUACGCAGUAAAGGCGCGCUUGCAGGGCAUGCCAUCUUGAGAAAGCCAUUGCCAAGACUACAAGCUUACGCUAAAGCACAGCUGCAGAGAACCAAACUCGCUGAACUUCUAAGAGAAGUUGAUGCAUGCCGUCCAUUGAUAGUGAGGCUGCAAGGUUUGCUUCGAGCACAUCAUCUGAGAAAUCACAGAAAAUCCAUAUAUUUUUCGCUAAAUGAGAGGUUUGACAUCGUCAAUGCCCUUCAAUCAUUCGCGAAAGGUUCGCUGGUGCGUAAUGCAGUUCGCGUAACCAACACGCAAUUGAGGCACCACAGUGGUGCCAUUGAAAGCUUUGCUGCCAGUCUCAAGGGCUCGUUCCUAAGAGCGGGCAUUAAGUCCUUCGCAAUGGCCGUUCGUGAUAGUAAGAACCCAGUCGUCUCUAUGCAGGCUCUCUCCAGAGGCAUCUUGGUGCGCUUCACUCUGGAACUAAUUUCCGAUAUUGUAGAGGGUAGCGAUUUGUCUGCGAUUCAAGCUUGCGCAAAAGGCAGUCUCAUCAGGAGAAAAAACAUGCAGAUGUCUCUCUACUACAGGGCCCGGAAAGCACAGGUCAUCAAAGUUCAAAGUUUGAUUCGUUCGUAUCAGCUGCGGAAAGCAUAUCUGGAGUUCAUGUCGUCCGCCAAUCCCAGCAUCUCGUCUGUGAAGAGGUUUGUCCAUUUAAUCAAUAAGAUACAUGCCAGUCACGAAUCUCGAAGUAAACUUGAGUAUAUCAAGUCGCAGAUCGACCAGUCAAAUAAAGACAGGGAUGUUAUCGAAGACCAUUUCGAACUUUUGAAGCGGAAAAACACCAUUCUCGGUGAUUGUAACAUUUUCGUGCCUCACAGCUUCACUGAAAACGGCUUAGAAUCUACAAUUGAUAUUCGUUAUCCCGAGUAUGAGAAAAUGCUCUAUUUGAUUCAGACAGAUCCAUUUUACUGGGUGACGCUGAAUCGUCUUGAGCCAGAAUUUGUUACCAAACACCUCACCAAAACGUUUGUUUCCUCGAACAGCGUCAUGGGACGCAGAGAAGCCAUUUUUUUCAUGAGACUGGUGUCAGAGUUUCUAGCCGCUGAAAUCGAAAGUUUUGAUGAUCCGCAGCAGUUUUUGGAGCACACGGGGUCGUCUUUCUGGAAGGAGUUGGUUUCCUUCUAUGUCCAUCGCCAAUUACCGCAGCUUCUCGUUGAAGUGAUGUCACCUCUGGUGGAAUUUUUGUCGCUAGACUCUGUUGCUUUUGAAGCCGUGCCCGCCACAAUUUAUAAAAAGUUGCAUCCUAGCAGACCUGAAUUAUCAUCGAGUGAGGCGAUCGAAGAUGAAAUGACGAGAACUACUUUUGUAGCUAACCUCAUGAAUCUAUGGAAAGGAGUAGAGAUUGUCAGCGAAUCUUUAUUGAAGAACGCACACGCGGUACCUGAAGAGGUCAAGUUUUUGUGUACAACUGCGUACAAAAUUGUUGCAGAUCAUAGCCCCUACCAAAAGGAUUCUCUGAUUGCCAUUUCAAGAAUCCUGCUGGAGGCGUUAGUCUUUCCAGUUUUGAGAUCCCCCUCCAAAUUCGGCCUAGCCAAGUUUUCCAAUACCGCGAUUCAAAAAAUACAUCUUUUGUCAGAAGCUGUUGACACAGUAUUCUCCUUUACCGAAUUCCAGAACUACUUGGCACCUCUCAAUCAAUAUGCGGAAGAGAUACAUGAUGAUCUAGCAUUUUCGCUUAAGAAUAUGUUGAUAUUCCCCUCUUUCGAUGUGUACUGUGAUGAGCUUCAUUACAGUGACAUGUGCCAGGAUGAGAGACCCUCUCUGAGCAUCCCCAAGCAGUACCUGCUUGAAAUCGGUAAAAGGUUACACGCCAACCUCGAUGCCUUUCCCCACGACGAUCCUGUCAAUUCUCUGAUUGAAAAGAUCAAAAUGAGUGAAAUCAAGAAGCUCCAAGAUAGUCCCAAUAGCAUUGUGAAGCUUCGGUUAAACCCAAGCGCUUAUCACCUGUCAUCUAGCGACGAUAGGUUGACCGCCAUCUACAACGAAAUCAAAAGAGGACUCGUCUACAUGAUGCAAGUCGAGGACGUGGGUACCAAUUUGUACGACUUGAUGACGGGCUGUAUCAUUGAUGCAGACGAGCCGAGAUUCCAGCAACUGCUUCAAGAGACCGCAGCUAUUCACAGCGACCCGUUAUUCAAAAACUUCGAAGCUAUCACUUACUUCAAUUUGAAACAGCAUGUGCUAGAACGCGCUUACGAACUUCGACAAAUGGGGAGUCUAAGCAUUGACGACAAUGUUCAAAGCAUCCUAAAUGACAUCGCGAACACCAUCAAAUCUCGUGAAUAUGUUGUAGAGUCAACAUCAAAAGAAAUCAAAACUGCGGAGUCUACACUCAGGUCCAUUCAGACAACGAACAUGCAGCUGAAGGAUAAAUCUCGCGCACUUGAGCUUUCUCAAAAGCGUACCUUAGGUAAGGCGCAGGCGUCCGGUAAUUAUGCGCCACUGAAGAAGCACGGAUUCGGCCGGAAACUAAAGGACGUUUAUCAUAAGGUCAAUAAUAAAGGGUCUGGUGGUAAAGAUUGUUUGAGUUUGGAGUGGAGUUCUCGCCAUCUCUUUGAGCUUCGAGCGUUGAAAGAUCUAAAAGGAGAAAAUUUGGGAAAGGCUGCCGUGAGUUUUUUCGGCUCAAGCGGUCCCAAGUUUCCUGAUGUAAACUUUAGGUUUUCUACCUCGGACGGCGAGUAUUUUGCAGUAGAGCUACUCGAUGAAAGAAAGGCAGAAAAGAGGGCGGGCUCUUCCAAAACGGAUAACUUCCAAUUCUCGAAACUCGUUGACCAACUGGCUAAAACCGAAAAAGCGAGCUUGGUUUUGUUUUCCAACAAGGCGGAGUUCAAUCUGGCUCCUCUACUUGAGCUCAUCGCAGCAUCCUUCAUAAAAAGAGUACAGUAA
Lachancea sp. 'fantastica' is the source of this 4512-nucleotide messenger RNA. The record is from the annotation of a GenBank genome assembly. Lineage: Eukaryota; Fungi; Ascomycota; Saccharomycetes; Saccharomycetales; Saccharomycetaceae.